CUUUCACGGCGCGCAAGUAUGUGCUUACAGCGAAAAUCCACUGCACAGCUAUCAUGACAUCGCUUCCGCUCAAAAGGUUGUGGAUUCCACGUUCUCAUCUCGUUCUUCUGCAUGACCUGGUGUGCUUGGCUAUCUAUCUUGUGAUGUCGGUCAUCGUUGUUCAGUAAAGGAUGUCUUCCUGAUGGUUGCAAUUCCCUCCGCGCCCGGUAGCGAUGUUGCUGUAUACGUUCUAUCUUCAAUUCGCGUCCACGCCCAUAAAGCCCUCGACGCAGCGGAGGGUGCAUAUUCCCAGGAGCUGGACCUCCCUGGUCCCAUCAUGUCUUUAUCACCCUCGGACGCCUUGCAGCAACUCGUCGAAGCGCAGAGAAUAUGUGUACGCUUUUCAGGAUAGCCAGUAACUCUAUACAGGUAUCAGCAAGCGCGUUAUGGAUCUCAGAAUACAUACAGACCCUCCCCAUGGAAAUCGAGGCUGUGUGGAACAGAAAGAUGUCUGGGACAUCCUUUCUCUUUCUCAUCAACCGAUACAGCUUCCUCGUGUUCUUUAUAGCUCAGACGUACUCCAACUUGCCCGGAAGUGCCACCGAUCAAGAAUGCUCUCGUGUGUUUCUAGUAGCGCAAAUCUGUAGCGCACUCUCAGAUUGCACCACCUCACUCUUGAUGCUCCUUCGAGUAUAUGCAUUGUAUGCGCGGAGUAAGGUGAUACUGGUCGCCGCUAUUGCCCUGAUAGGAUCACGGAUAGCGCUCGAUCUCUAUAGUAUACCCCUAGUAGACGCCAUUUCAUCACAAUCAACCCUGUUUUCCGCACUCUCCCGCUGUGCGGGUGAUGUUAGUGCUGUAAAUCUGAUCAUACAAACUAGGUUUUCCAUAGCGAUACCGAUGCUACUAGUAGUAUUCGAUAUUUUCAUCCUGAUACUGACCAUGGUCAAGACUCUCGAUGCAGCCAGAGGACUUCGUCGACAGGGACAGAAGGGGAUCAUACUAGUUGUCCUUAGAGAUGGGAUAUUCUACUUUAUAACUAUCUCUAUAUUUGUGAUCGCAGAGACAGCUACUGCAUUGGCGGCAAUUCUUCUCCCCGGGUUCACCUCUCAGCUACUCCUUAUAUCGAGCCCUUUCAUCGCUGCGUAACUGAUUUCUCAAUCCCUCUAUGAUCUCACUUCUCUUAAACAACGCUUGUUUGUCCGUAGGAUGCCCAACAUUCUCGUCAACCGUCUUUUCCUCAACCUGAAGACAUUUGAUGACCCGAAGGAAGGGCUCUCCAC
Messenger RNA from Stereum hirsutum FP-91666 SS1, 1259 nucleotides. RefSeq lists its product as uncharacterized. The record is from RefSeq and is a predicted model, not a curated record. Lineage: Eukaryota; Fungi; Basidiomycota; Agaricomycetes; Russulales; Stereaceae. The transcript is spliced from 11 exons. Bases 370 to 1125 code for a protein of 251 amino acids.